AACAAAACGGGUCCGAUUCCUUUAAAAAAGCGGGGUCCGAUUUUGUGAUGACCGACCUGGAAGCGUAUAUGUGAUCCCCAAAAUUGUUAUCAUCAAACCCUAAAAUAGACGUGAGUUUUGGCUGCGGGUAUCACAGAGGAGCAGAGCAGAGAGCGGGCGGGAAUCAUGACAGGAAAGGCGAAGCCGAAGAAGCACACGGCGAAGGAGAUAGCAGCGAAGGCGGACGCGGCUCUGACCAAUCGCGGCGGUGGAUUGGCUGGGCUGGCAGACCGGACGGGUAAGACCAAGGGUGGGCACGCGAAGUUUGAGUGCCCGCUCUGCCGGAUCACCGCCCCGAGCCUCGCAAACAUGAAGACCCACCACGAAUCCAGGCACCCUAAGAUUGAGUACGAUGAAUCAAAGAUCGUUGACCUCCAUGCCGUUUUAGCCGCCGAAGCAUCCAGCAAGCCUAAACCCGGCGUCCGCGGCAGUCUUAAGAAGUGAUCUGGUUCGAUUAUUGAAAUUAAAAGCUUCAAUCUGUGUGAUUUACUCUUUUUGGUACUCCGUAUAUAUUAUUGCUGCUAGAAUUUCGCUAAUCAAGUCUUGUGUUAGUGUCUGUUGUCCGGAAGCUCUUGUUUUUGAAUAAUAGUCAUCGUGAUUCAUGAACUUGAGACAUACUGCUUACUACUGAUUCUCUGCGUUAGUCUUUGUUGUGAUGAUCUAGUUCCUUACUCCCUAGAUUAAGA
Molecule: messenger RNA, 725 nt
Organism: Cuscuta epithymum
Lineage: Eukaryota; Viridiplantae; Streptophyta; Magnoliopsida; Solanales; Convolvulaceae
Source: the annotation of a GenBank genome assembly